AUGAUCAAGGCCAUUUUCUACAGCAAGUUCGACACGCAGGAAGGCCCGAAGGUCGUUCACCAGGUCCCCGAUGGAGCAAUUGCCCCCUCCAACACGGCCCCCUCGCAGCCUCUCUUCCUCACCUUCUCGGAUAUAUCGUUCUUCGUGAUACCUCGCCAGGAGCUAUGUGGGAACCUGAUUCAGGUAUGCACAGACGGAUACCGUAUUCUGGGAUAUCCGAUAUGCAUGAAGUCACCUCGAUACGACCGGAAUGAGUUCAUUUUCAACUUUUGCGUGGUACUGGGGGAAGAGGAUGAUUUCAGCAGCUACAAAAGCGUUGUCCAGAAACUGGCGGACCUGAUGCGUGGGCUGGAGGAACAAAACGGGUUUCUAUCUCGAGAUCACAGCAAAAGUGGCGAGGGGAAAGUAUACAGUUUGUGCGAGACACUGAUGGAGGAUUUGAACAACUAUUGCGAGUGCAUGAUCCCAAUCGAUGAAUUGAAUACAUUGAACGUCAAGCUAUUUCCUGUCUAUCCUACCCCACCCCCUGUUCGUGCCUGGCAGGUUCCCUUAUUUACGGUCCGCUACCAAGCGUUCCUUGAUGAGAACUGGGACCUCACAAUGCAGCGGAUCGUUCCACAUAUCAACGGGGUCAACAGUAUUCGCAUCAUAUCCCUCCUCGCUGAUACUGACUUCUCCCUCACAUGCCGCGCAAUCCGGCAUCUCCUUUACUACGGCUGCCUCUUCCUUCUGGACACCUUUUCAUUUUCCAGCAUCUACGCACCCACUGCACUGUUUAGCACCACAAUUGCCGCAGACGAGAACAUGCAGCAGGAAUGCGCUCGCUAUGUCAACACACUCUUCGCUUCCCCGAUGACUGCACCCUCUGCCAUCUCUUCUGGCCACGAUAAAGACGACGUCUGGCCACCGAUCGGGGACCCAACCCCCAGUCUCGGUAACGACAGCGUCCUGACUAGCACAAACGAAAAUAUUAGUCCCACCGCAACUCCCAGCCCAGCAAACACAAGCACACUCAUCUCCUCAAGUGCAGACCCCCUAGCAAAGCACCCCUCCGUAAAUCGAGAGGUAGUCGACGGUGUCGGCAUCGUGGAGCUAUACGGCAGUCUGAAACAAGGUCAGAGCGUUAAACAAUGGUAUCUCCAGCACAGCCGUCAGCUCACCCACAUCGACAUCCGUCGCUUCAUCACAUUCGGUAUCAUCAAGGGAUUCCUGUACCGAGUACACAAAUACGCAAUAGCAACAGGAAAUCCAGCCCCUCAGUUCAAAUCAGGAGCCACAACGCCGCGUUCCCAUUACCUGCCUACACACAGCGGGCCGUCUUCGCGAGGUCCUGGGACAGGCGCCAACAGCCCAUAUGCCUCCAGUGCGGGUGAUGAACCCGCGCCUAUCUCGCAACAUCAUCAUCACCACCACCACCAUAAUCGCAGCGAGGAUGUGAGGGAUCGAGAUCGUGCAUCUGUGCAUAGUGUGGGUCGCUCAGCCUUACUGUAUGAUGAUGACGAGGAGGAUUUCAUCGAUGAUAAAGAGUUAUCCAAGUACUUGGAUGGCAUGCAUUGCUUUGACCAGAUCUGCACCGAGCUAGAGGUCAGUGAGCGAGAGUUGACGGCGAGGUUGAAGCGCUAUCAUGGUGAGGUUCUGAUUGUUCAUCGUUGA
Aspergillus puulaauensis is the source of this 1653-nucleotide messenger RNA. RefSeq names its product nitrogen permease regulating protein NPR2 (gene NPR2). The transcript is spliced from 4 exons. The record is from RefSeq and is a predicted model, not a curated record. Gene Ontology annotation, biological process: negative regulation of TORC1 signaling; positive regulation of autophagy. Bases 1 to 1653 code for a protein of 550 amino acids. Gene Ontology annotation, cellular component: vacuolar membrane; GATOR1 complex. Lineage: Eukaryota; Fungi; Ascomycota; Eurotiomycetes; Eurotiales; Aspergillaceae. Gene Ontology annotation, molecular function: GTPase activator activity.